UAAGCAGGUGGGAGCAUGGGCCUUCCUGCUCGCUCGGGGCGUUUGAUGAUUGACCAGGGCCGGUGGCUGCGGCAGCGCCGUGCCCCGCGCAGCCCGGCUCCCGCCGCCAUGCCCGCCCGCCGCCUGCUGCUCCUGGCGCUGCUCCUGCAGCUCCAGCCCGCCUGCUGCCAGGAAGCGCGGGGCAGCCUCCAGCCGUGGUCGCAGGGCGUCAUCGCAGUGGUUGUGUUUCUAGUCCUGGUGGCCAUCGCCUUCGUGGUCAACAGGUUCUGGUGUAAGGAUAAAGUGGAAAAUGCUGAGAAUGUGGUGAGUGUGGAGGACAAGCCAGAUGCUGUCACAUCCAAUGGCCAUGAAGGGAGAUACGUAUCAGCUGCAGCUGACUUCAGGUCCAAAGAGAACCAGCACGCCUACGAGAACACCGUGGAGCCCGAGGAGAAAGUGAUCACCACGGCCAUGUAGCAGCACCCACCCGCUCCCUCCUCCUGCUCUCGAUUCGCUUCCCGCUCUUGCGACGGGCAUUUUCACAGAGACCCUCUGCCCUGGCACCCCCUGGGAGUGAGGGGCCCUGGCCUCUCCACGGCACCACCACCUCCUGAUCUUCUCCCUUUCCACCCGUGGGACAUGCUCCUGUCCCUCUGGGGCUGGUGUCCCCACGGGCAUUGGUCCCCAGGAGGGGUCUGGAGGUGCCACCUCUCCCGCCUGGUGGUCCCCCCACCUGGUUGGCGAGGUUGGUGUCCCAAGUCCCAGGAGGGUGUUGACCUGUUCAAGACACAGAGGGGAUCCUGCUGGGUGCCUGGGACAUCCCCGCACUCCCAGCUGCCCUCCAGGGAGCUGCUGAUGGAAAACCUGCUCUUUUCUCCGCAGUUCACCCUCCUUUUUAUGACCUACACCGUGCAUUUUAAUGUCAGAACAAACCUCCCCCUCUGUACAUAUCUUCCUGGUGAGCAAUAAAGAGAAUUGUUGCCUAUGACAGUAAA
Passer montanus (Eurasian tree sparrow) is the source of this 974-nucleotide messenger RNA. It is a transcript of the gene PDZK1IP1, whose product is annotated as PDZK1 interacting protein 1. The record is from RefSeq and is a predicted model, not a curated record. Lineage: Eukaryota; Metazoa; Chordata; Aves; Passeriformes; Passeridae. The transcript has 4 exons. The coding region runs from base 16 to 456 and encodes 146 amino acids.